Molecule: messenger RNA, 5605 nt
Organism: Phacochoerus africanus (Common warthog)
Lineage: Eukaryota; Metazoa; Chordata; Mammalia; Artiodactyla; Suidae
Gene: SNX27
Product: sorting nexin 27
Biological process (GO): signal transduction; intracellular protein transport
Cellular component (GO): early endosome
Molecular function (GO): protein binding; phosphatidylinositol-3-phosphate binding
Source: RefSeq, a predicted model, not a curated record
CCCCGCCCCCUGCCUCCCCAUAGCCCGCGCCGGCAGCUCGGUGGCCAACUCCGGUCCCGCGAUCGGCAGGGCGAGCGCGCGCGCCGCAGGUCGCGCGGCUGCUGAGAAGGGCGAGCACGCGCGGAGGGAGUGGAGGCGUAGGGGGGUGGGAGUACAGCUCGCUCAGCUCGCAAGAUGGCGGACGAGGACGGGGAAGGGAUUCACCCCGCAGCCCCUCACAGGAACGGAGGUGGCGGCGGCGGUGGAGGGUCUGGGCUCCACUGCGCCGGGAACGGCGGCGGGGGAGGCGGCGGCCCGCGGGUCGUGCGCAUUGUCAAGUCCGAGUCCGGCUACGGCUUCAACGUGCGGGGCCAAGUGAGCGAGGGCGGGCAACUGCGGAGCAUCAACGGGGAGCUGUACGCGCCGCUGCAGCAUGUGAGCGCCGUGCUGCCCGGGGGGGCGGCCGACCGGGCCGGGGUGCGCAAGGGGGACCGCAUUCUGGAGGUGAACGGCGUGAAUGUUGAGGGAGCGACCCACAAGCAGGUGGUGGACCUGAUCCGAGCAGGCGAGAAGGAAUUGAUCUUGACAGUGUUAUCUGUACCUCCUCAUGAGGCAGAUAAUCUAGAUCCAAGUGACGACUCGCUGGGACAAUCAUUUUAUGAUUACACAGAAAAGCAAGCAGUGCCCAUAUCGGUCCCCACAUACAAACAUGUGGAACAGAAUGGUGAGAAGUUUGUGGUAUACAAUGUUUACAUGGCAGGGAGGCAGCUGUGUUCUAAGCGGUACCGGGAGUUUGCCAUCCUACACCAGAACCUGAAGAGAGAGUUUGCCAACUUCACAUUUCCCCGACUUCCAGGGAAGUGGCCAUUCUCUUUAUCAGAACAGCAAUUAGAUGCCCGACGUCGAGGGUUGGAAGAAUAUUUAGAAAAAGUGUGCUCAAUACGAGUCAUUGGCGAGAGUGACAUCAUGCAGGAAUUCCUAUCAGAAUCAGAUGAGAACUACAAUGGUGUGUCCGACGUAGAGCUGAGAGUAGCGUUACCAGAUGGAACAACAGUUACAGUGAGGGUUAAAAAGAACAGUACAACAGAUCAAGUAUAUCAGGCUAUUGCAGCAAAGGUUGGCAUGGACAGUACGACAGUAAAUUACUUUGCCUUUGAAGUGAUCAAUCAUUCCUUUGUGCGUAAGCUGGCACCUAAUGAAUUUCCUCAUAAACUCUACGUUCAGAAUUACACAUCAGCUGUGCCAGGCACCUGCCUGACUGUUCGAAAGUGGCUUUUUACUACAGAAGAAGAAAUCCUCUUAAAUGACAAUGACCUUGCUGUUACCUACUUCUUUCAUCAGGCUGUUGAUGAUGUGAAAAAAGGUUACAUCAAAGCAGAGGAAAAGUCCUACCAAUUACAGAAGUUGUAUGAACAAAGGAAAAUGGUCAUGUACCUCAAUAUGCUAAGGACUUGUGAGGGCUACAAUGAAAUCAUCUUCCCCCACUGUGCAUGUGACUCCAGGAGGAAGGGGCAUGUUAUCACAGCCAUCAGCAUCACGCACUUUAAACUGCAUGCCUGCACUGAAGAAGGACAGCUGGAGAAUCAGGUAAUAGCAUUUGAAUGGGAUGAGAUGCAACGAUGGGAUACAGAUGAAGAAGGAAUGGCCUUCUGUUUUGAAUAUGCAAGAGGAGAGAAGAAGCCUCGAUGGGUUAAAAUCUUCACACCAUAUUUCAAUUACAUGCAUGAAUGCUUCGAGAGGGUGUUCUGCGAGCUCAAGUGGAGAAAAGAGAACAUUUUCCAGAUGGCGAGGUCACAGCAGAGGGAUGUGGCCACCUAGCCUUUCGUUACCCCCUUCCCUUCUUUUCACCCUCAUCCUCUUAUCCCUUUCGUCUCCCAUGUCAGACAGAGUAACCAUUAACACAAAGGAAGAGAAAAAGGAAAAAAAGUCAUUAUAUUCAAAAGCCCUAAACUAAAUAUUAUUAAUAAUCCCUCUGAAUUUCCUAUCUCUGGAAUUGAGCUGGUAGAGAACAGCAGAUUGGUCAGCACCAGGAGUCAACUGAGUUAAGACAGGAAAAGAAAUAAGCCCAACCAACUCGCCAAAGGUAUCUUUGUCCUUUUACCUGGGCCUCAUACCAACAGACUCUCCUUGUACUAUAUUUUUAAAACUGGAACUAUGAACUCCAUCCAUUUGCACUGUUCAGACAUAUAUAUGUAUGUAUGUAAAAAUUAUAUAUACACAAAUUAGCUGCACGUAUAUACAUAUAUAUAUUUCUUUUUAAAUUUCAUAUUGAUGGCAGUACCUUUUUUAGCUUGUGUUUUUACACACCUUUCACUAGAAUUCAUGACUUCUCUCUUGCUCUCUUUAUUUUGAAACAAACUUUAAAAAGGAAAAAAAAAAAAACUUUACAGGGAAAAUACCUCUCCUCAUGAAGGACUCAAAGUUUACAACCUGCUUGGGUUUUCCCCCCCCUUUUUUGUAUUGAGUGACGAUUGUGGAUCAUGGGUUGCCAUAGAGUCUGAGGAGCAUAGUUUCUUUAUCUUCCGAGAGGCUGCUGGGGAGGAGAAAGGUGUGUUUCUCAAGGGCAGCAAGGCUGCAGAUCUGUAGGGAGAGUCUAAUGAUUUGGUGUGGCCUCUUGAUUCCAAGACAACUUUCCUGGUUCAUCUCUCUCUUCCACUCAUGGCUUUUAGCCACAUUAUACAUCUUCCUGCUUCUCUAGGGUCCCCUGUAUGCUUUCCUGCGGUUGGCCUAGAAUGAAGUGGGGCGGGGUGCCCUCAGGAUGAUGUUAAUGCCACAGGAACCUGAAGUACUUCGUGAUUGUGAUUUCCCAUUCCCCUGCUGUUUCUAAAGCAGGGACAGUACUCGGGACCAGAGUUAAAGCUGAUACCUUUAGGCACAAAGAUUGGAUUUAGGUUGGGGGAAGGAAGGCAGAAAGGCCGUAUGUGCGUAAGCUUUUCCCCACUCCAUUCCUAACCAGUAACCACCCAUAACUAUUACAUUCUCCUCGACUUCCUUAAACAGCCGUGUUGGAGAGGGAUCUGACAGUAUCCUCAAGGCCUUGGGGAAACUUGGAUUGGGUCCAUGGUCUGUGCCAAGCAAACCAUAGCCCAUCUGAGCCAGCUCAGGACUCAGGAAGGAGCAGUAGGAGUAUGGUUGAUUUGGGUUGGAUCUUAACUUUUAAUUAAAAGGAGACUGAAGGAAAACCUUUUUGUCCCUCAAAAAGCUCCUCAUCUGACCUUGCAGUUAGACUUUUUGAGACCUAAAUGCUACAUCCCAGGGUCUGGGCCAGGGCUGCCUGGAGUAGGGCAACAUUCUCAACCCCCAGGCUCCAAAGAUAGCGCAUUGGGAGUUCUAGAUCUGGCUCAGAUGCACCUGAAACACAUUUUUGAGCCUUCUUUUCUUUUUUCCUUCUCUACCUUCUAAACAAAAACCUCCACAGGAUGGCAUUUUUGCUUUGUCUAACUGGGAGACAACCGUAGUUGGUUGUAUUCAACUCCACUGAGCAGUGUUGGGGUGGUUUGAAGUUUCUGGUUUUUGUAACUUGUUUUUGCAGGCCACUUUUCUUUCUCACUCUGUUAUCCUGGCAGCCACUUUCUCCUGGGGAUUGUGGGAUCAUAUAGGACAUCCUAGCUUCCCUCCCCUUCUCCAAAGCCAGGUGGAAUCACAGAGCACAGGAUGUAAGAAAGCUGAAUUUUAAAGUUGCAGAGAGUGAUCCCUGACUUGGAGGCUUUGGCACAUAAUUAACAUCAUCUGGCUUAAAUGAAUUUAAUAAUGAGCCAUAGGACCCUGGAAAGAAGGUAUUUGAUUGCCCCCUCCAAGAUGCUGAAGAGGGCUUUGGCACUGGCUUUGUUCGAAUGUUAAAAAUAGCAGCAGUUUGUCCCCUGAUCCCUCAGAGUGGGAGAGGAAUGAACAAACCCGGGAGUCCAUGGAAAGCCCAAAUGCUGACCUCCAGAGUGAGGGCAUCGGGGAGGCCCGUAGUGUGGAUAGACGCUGCUCCGUUCCCCAUCUGACCUGGCACUCACUCGAUGCUUGGAGACUGGGGGAAGGCCCCAGAGGUAGUUAGCCUCUUAGUAGAAUCUGUUUAGGAACAGCCCCUGCUUGAGGUUAUACAACUCACAAAGCCCCCGGCUACAGCUUGAAGGGGAUGGGUGGGGCACGUGAAGGGGCGCUGCCUUCUCUCUCACCCACAGCAGGUGUCCUGCCAUGGAGGCAGAGGUCGCCGUGGUGGUGGAGCGCCAUAGGGUCAAGCUCUUCUUUGCAUGAAGCAGUGUUAGUGUGAUACCCUUUCCCUCUUGCUUUGUACUUCCUUUCUCGAAUCCUUCCCACCUUUCUUGGUCCCGGGUUCUGCCCAGGGAGGUUUCUACUCAGUCUUCUUCUGCAGUUUGUCUCUAGGAGAUGGAGAGGCUCUCCCUUCCCCCUGCUUCGCCCCAGCAGAGCCAGCAGGAUGUCCCUGAACUCCUGUUGUUCUCCCUUCCCCAACAAAGAGUUUCUAUCCUCUUUGAUCAAAGCUCAUAAUUUUUAUGGAUCAGGAGAAAAUGCAGGCCCUCAGAAACUAAUCCCUGCAGAAGGGUUCCUUGGGCCAUGCUUUGGGUUUUCUGCUCUUCCUGUUUUUAUUCUACGCUCUUUUUUUCUGCCCUCCCGUGCUCUGGGCCUAAGCUCAGUACAGAUGAGUGUUCAGGGCAGCUCCUAGGCCUGGACAGCUCUCGGGGAGGAGUUAGAUAAAUGUUCGACAUCCCCAUGCCUGGCCCAUCUAGUUUCAUCCUUUAGUUACCCAGGCCAGUAGCUUUGGGUUCUCCCCUCUUGUAGCUCCAAAUCCAAUGCUUGGAGCAGUGGUAUAGGGCUCUUAAUAGGAGGUGACGCCUCUCUCUCAUUUCAGAAUUUGCCAACUUAGGGCCUGGCUCUGGAAGGCAGUUUUCUUAAAGAGGACUGCAUCCUGGGUGAUCUGAAAUCUCCAGACCUAGAGGGACAGCGGUUGCCCUCCCUUCUCUCCUCUGUUCUCUGGCUAAACUGAUUUAGUGGUAGAAACCAUUUGGUGUGUUGGACUCCAGCAUACCACUAGGUUCCUCCCAGGUUCCCUGUGUCAUGUUAGCUUCCUUUUGGAGGGAGGGUGAUGUGGCUGAAUACUCAAGAGAGCAGAGGCAGCGGGUGUGCUUCUAAAGAAGCUCCCCAUCUUCCGAUUCCUCCUCCAACCUUCCUCUUCCCCCAGGUCUCACUGAGAUGGGCAGCGUCAGCUCACUGCUCAGCAGUAAUGGAGGCUGUGGGAGAGGCUCAGGGCUCUGGGGAAGAACAGAGUCAAGAGGGGAGUGAUAUGGGGUGGAGGCACUUAGCCAACCGCUAAACCUGGACACCAAUUUUAUAUCAUGCCCCCUUUUUAAGCUGGUGAGCUGGGCUUCAGUUUUCCCCAGGCCAUGCACACUUUUAAUUUAUUUGAGAGAAACUCUAAUUGUAUUUUCACUGCAGUAUCUUGUAUUUUUUAUUUGUGAUUUAAGAAAUGUGAAGAGAAAAUACACAGACACACAAUGGCUAACAGUGUUUCUUUCAUUCCUUGUUCUAGAGCUAACCACUCUAAACUUGUUUGGUAAUGUCACUUAGUGUAAUUAAUUGUAACAUAUUCUUUUAAAUAAAUUGAUUUAUUGAUGAAACUAUC